Molecule: messenger RNA, 531 nt
Organism: Penicillium diatomitis
Lineage: Eukaryota; Fungi; Ascomycota; Eurotiomycetes; Eurotiales; Aspergillaceae
Product: acetyl-coenzyme A synthetase
Exons: 2
Coding region: 1-531 (176 amino acids)
Source: RefSeq, a predicted model, not a curated record
AUGGGCGACGUAAACCCAAGUUUUGAACCUGAAAUCAUUCAUGUCGCACCCAGAUGGCGAGUCCGUCACCCUUCCACGUCAUACCUCGCGGGUUUGCUGGACUAUCCCGCCUCUUACAAGAAGUUCGUUCAGCAUCCCUCAGCCUCUUGGGUGCGACAGGCUCGAGACCUGCUUUCCUUAUCCUGCAAUUUCCAUGCCACGUCGGUCGGUUCGUUCCAACAUGGCGGUAAUGCAUGGUUUCUCGAUGACCAUUUAGAUGCAUGCUCAACUGCGUUGACCGACACGCGGCGCAAGAUCCCGGAAGCCCUUUUCAUCUUGUACGAGCUUGACGAUCCAACAAGUUUCACGCUUGACGGGCUGACCACGGGCCCGUGGAGUCUAGAAGCGACGGGGCUCCGAUGCAUGGCUGAAGAAGAAGAAGAAGAAGAAGAAGAAGAAGAAGGCGGAGGCAAAUUCUGGGAUAUUGGCGUGGCUCUGUCUGGAGGUAGUACUACUGUCGAAAUAAUUUGUCAAGUCUAUGGAGAGAAAUAG